This is a messenger RNA of Platichthys flesus (European flounder), 1830 nucleotides long. RefSeq lists its product as uncharacterized. The coding region runs from base 132 to 1016 and encodes 294 amino acids. Lineage: Eukaryota; Metazoa; Chordata; Actinopteri; Pleuronectiformes; Pleuronectidae. The transcript is spliced from 4 exons. Gene Ontology annotation, cellular component: nucleoplasm; cytoplasmic stress granule. The record is from RefSeq and is a predicted model, not a curated record. Gene Ontology annotation, molecular function: RNA binding.
CCUGUCCCACCCACAUUCUCGUGUCGCUUCCGGGUGGCCACACAACACCAGCAGCGAGUUGUCGUUAUCUCAGUGCUGUCAACAAAAGUUACCGAACGGCCCCGCUCCCGCCACACAUUCAACGAAAAGACAUGCAUAUCAAAACAGGUACAUGGGAAGCCAACAACACCGUGUGUGAGUCCGAUACCCUGUGUGACCCAGCCGUCCUUGUUUCAGCCACUAACUCUGAACCACAUAUUCGAAACCGCCGUCUGUCCCCCGGCUCAGGAAACUGCGGAGGUGGUGGGGGUGGUUGCAUCUCUGGAGGUGACCAGCAGCCCCGGCAGCUUUCACCUGAGGGUGAUCUGAUUGCACCCGGUCACACGCACGCCUUCACCUUCCGCAGGGAAAAGGAGCGGAAGGGUCAGCAGCACAAAGGCCGCAGCCUCCGCAGGGAAAGUCAGAAGGGAGUGAGAGUGGGCGAAAGGCCUCAAAAGGUUAACCAAAAGGAGAGGUGGGUGGAGGACAGUCUGUCACUGCUCAAACCCCCACCUGCCUUCCCCGUGCAGGACAGCCCUGCAAAGCUGCAGCCUGCUGUCAGCUACGCUUCCAAGGUGAAAGCGGGAGCAGUAAGCGGCGCGCUGGAGGAGGAUCGCCCCCUCAUCGGUGUUCUACUACAGAACCAGUGGGGUCUCAGUUUCAUCAGUGAAGCGAGGCCCGUCGCAGAGGGCUCCAGCCCUGCUGCCAACGCCCUCCCACCUCAGCCCACAGACGCUAAACAGUCAGAAGACCUACAGUUCGACACAGCUAUCAUAGUCCAGGGUCCUGAAGACACACCAGGUCCAGUCACUACCUCCCUCCCCCCCAACACACACCAAGAGGUGAACGAGAGCAACGGGAAGCUACUGCUAAGCUGUCGCCAUCUAGUGGAGGCAUUGAACUAUCACAAUAGAGAAUGGAAUUCUAUGUGUAACAGACAGAAAAAAGAUCCUAACCGGAUUGUGUGGUAUAAGGAAACCCAGGAUCACCCAGCCUAGCAGUGUGAGGAACCCAAAGCAAAUCCCAACACAACACACGCCUACAUGCACAUUCAAAACAUGUAAAGAUGGACAACUUUUUGAGUCCUGUUCACACACACUGCACUCAGGUUGAUGUCUUCACGCAAAGCCACACUGAGACACUUUGGACUAACUCCUCUGAGAUCUUGCAGCAAUGGACUUUUUUAACGCCUUACAGAGAGCCUGCCUUAAUUAAUCACAUGUUUUCAUCGCCUCAUUACCAUUUUUAGCUUGUAUGUGUAGAGCUGGUCUAUUUUUUUUUUUCUGUUUUUUUUAAACAAUCUGAGGAAGUAUAACAAUUUUUCCUCCCAGUCUGAAAGCUGCAGUUUUAUCAAACUAUCUUCUUUCCUCUGUAAAAGCGAGUGGUCAAUCAAGCACUUUGUUAAAAAAAACUGUUGUGACCAAUCCCUGUGUGCUAGAAGCCCUCACCAGAGUGAUUUACAACCCCCCCCCCCCCCCAAUUACGAACAGAAUGUCUUGUAUCUGCUUGAGUUUUAUGGUUCAUGUAUGCAGACGACUUCCGUGUCUUCAGUUUACAGAAGGGUGUAUUCAAUGGCACAGUAAGAGUUCACACUUUACCCCUGUCAGAUCUUAAUGCUGUGUUACUUUCUUUGUUUUUAUUUGGUUCCCUAAUUGGGUGAAUGUUACUCAUGAAUCCAUAAGAGAUCUCACCAUGUCCAGUAUGUUGAUUUUUGAAAAGAAUUUAUUGAAUAAAAAAAAUUUACACUGGAGAAGGGGAAAAUGUAAGUGAACGGUAUUGCUCAAUAAAAAUGAAUAAACGUGAUAUUUUCCA